AGGUGGAGAGACUACUGUGCUAAAUUGAUUCCUCAUCUAUCAUCCAUACAUCACCACUUAUGUGUGCUCACUUAACCUAUCUAGAAUUCUCUCCAUCAGUUUCAUCUAUUCAACCCCCUUCACAUUAUUUAUACUUGUAUUUUGUCUGCACAAACAUACAGCCUCAGUUUCUCAUUUAUCUAACUCUACUCUUUUUUCCUGCUUCUCAGUUCUGCUCCCAUGGAAACCACACCUCAUAUUGCUAUUUUCCCCACUCCUGGAAUGGGUCAUCUCAUUCCUCUAGUUCAAUUUGCCAAAAGGUUCACUAGUCUUCACAAAUUUACGGCAACUUUUAUCAUUCCUAUUGGAGAACCUCUUUCCGAAGCUCAAAAGAUAUUUCUUGACACACUUCCUAGUGGUUUGGACUAUGUUGUUCUUCCUCAACUUAAAUUGGAUGAUUUGUCAGAGGAUGUUAAGGCCGAAACACGUAUGUCGAUCAUGAUAUCAAGAUCUCUGCCUUCGCUUCGUGAUGUGCUUAAGUCGAUGAUGGCUACCAAGAAGUUGGUUACUUUGGUGGUUGAUCUUUUCGCGACUGAUGCACUUGAUAUAGCUCUUGAAUUUAAGUUACAACCUUACAUUUUUUACCCCACAAAUGCUAUGGCUUUGUCAUUGUUUCUUUACUUGCCUAAGCUUGAUGCUGAAACGUCUUGCGAGUACAGGGACUUGCCUGCCCCAGUCCAGAUUCCUGGUUGUAUACCCAUCGAUGGAGAGGAUCUACUUGACCCUGUUCAGGACAGGAAGAAUGAUGCAUAUAAGUGGGUGCUUCAUCAUACAAAAAAUUACAGAUUGGCUCAUGGUAUAAUGGUGAAUAGCUUUGAGGACUUGGAGGAAGGAGCUAUUAAAGCUUUACAAGAGUUGGGCAGCCCACCAAUUUACCCUGUAGGACCUCUUGUACAAAUGGAUCAUUCAAGCAGUGCUGCUGAUAGGUUGGAUUGUAUGAGGUGGUUGGAGGAUCAGCCCCGCGGCUCGGUCUUGUUCAUUUCUUUCGGGAGUGGAGGGACUCUGUCAUCCAAGCAGAUCACUGAGCUGGCCUUGGGCUUGGAAAUGAGUGAGCAGAGGUUCUUAUGGAUUGUCAGAACUCCGAAUGAUGAGAGUGCUAAUGCAACUUUCUUCGGCAUCCGCAGCAAAAACAACCCUAUUGAUUUUUUGCCAGAAGGAUUCGUUCAGAGGACAAAAGGCCAAGGUUUUGUGGUGCCUAAUUGGGCCCCUCAAGCCCAAAUUCUGAGCCAUGGCUCGACAGGUGGCUUCAUGACUCAUUGCGGCUGGAACUCGAUUCUGGAGAGCGUAGUGAGUGGCGUUCCCCUGAUCGCGUGGCCGCUCUAUGCAGAACAGAAGAUGAAUGCUGUAAUGCUCACUCAAGGCCUUAAAGUUGCAUUGAGGCCUCAAGUUGGCGAAAAUGGCCUGGUGGAGCGUGUGGAAAUUGCAACGGUUGUUAAGCACCUAAUGGAAGGCGAGGAAGGAAAGCGUCUCCGAACCCGAAUGAGAGACCUGAAAGAGGCAGCUUCCAGGGCUCUUAGUGAUGAAGGAUCAUCAACAAAAGCAAUAGCUCAGAUAGCUAGCAAAUGGACUAGUUAAGGCUCCUUUUCUCUGUUUCUGUCAUUAUAUUUUAGUUUCCUUGUUUGUUUUCCUUUUGUUAUACAUGAAACAUUUGUAAGUGCUUAUAUUUAUGUAAUUUGGUUACAGAGUGCACAGCAACUGCAUGAUUUUCA
This is a messenger RNA of Daucus carota subsp. sativus, 1748 nucleotides long. RefSeq names its product hydroquinone glucosyltransferase. The record is from RefSeq and is a predicted model, not a curated record. Lineage: Eukaryota; Viridiplantae; Streptophyta; Magnoliopsida; Apiales; Apiaceae. The coding region runs from base 220 to 1614 and encodes 464 amino acids. The transcript has a single exon. Gene Ontology annotation, molecular function: UDP-glycosyltransferase activity.